Juglans microcarpa x Juglans regia is the source of this 2530-nucleotide messenger RNA. Its product is annotated as sterol 3-beta-glucosyltransferase UGT80A2-like. Gene Ontology annotation, biological process: carbohydrate metabolic process. Gene Ontology annotation, molecular function: UDP-glycosyltransferase activity; hexosyltransferase activity. The coding region runs from base 384 to 2258 and encodes 624 amino acids. NCBI's taxonomy places the organism in Eukaryota, Viridiplantae, Streptophyta, Magnoliopsida, Fagales, Juglandaceae. The transcript has 14 exons. The record is from RefSeq and is a predicted model, not a curated record.
UACCCGACCGGCUUUCACAGUUGGAUCGUUUUGUAGUUUACGAAUUCUUCUCAUUUCUCACGUGAACGGUCGCGUAUGUGUCUCGUACUCAAACCCCAACUCCUGUUACGGGGCACAGACAUCGCUCUUGUCACUCCUCUCGAACGUGCUCUCUCUGUCUCUCCAGUCUCUCCCUUGAUCGAUAUCUCCCCCUCAGAGAAUAAAAGAUUAUUUCUCUGAAUAAUCGUCGACUUUUUUCUUUUUCUUUUUCUUUUUUUUUUUGACUAUACAUAGCGUUGUCCAAACACGCUCUCUAGUAGUAGUUCGUGUCGAGGCUGGAUACUUCUGCGGAUCGGGAUCAGGACCUGCAGGUCCGGGUCGCGCGGGCAAGCUCUCCGGAUUCGAUGGCGCACUCUCCGGAGAAACGUCGGAGUGAUACCGAGACUUCCCUUGAGGUUUCUGUUGAGAUCGAGCGUGAUAUUGCUGGGGGAAGUGGUAGUGAUAGCGAAGAAGUGGAGAGCAAAGAGGUCGGCAAUGUUGGUUACUUGAACAACGGUGGCAGUAGCUCUCCAGGUUUUCUUUCAGGGGUUGCAAGCAAGAAUGUCUCUGAAGUAAACACAUUGCCGGCUGGGGUAUCACACAUUGACAAAUUGGAAUCUAAGGGUCAGGGUCAGAUUAAGUUGGAAAGAUCAAAAACUGAGAGGCAAAGACAUAACAACAUACGUGCUGAAGAGGCAGCACAAAUUUUUGAUGCCAAAGUACCUGUCCAGCAGAAGCUAAAACUGUUGAAAAGAAUGGCUACUGUAAAAGAUGAUGGAACUGUGGAAUUUGAAGUUCCCGCAGAUGUUGAGCCACAAGUGCUUGCUGCUGGAUCUAUUGAUGCUUGCAAUGAGGCUGUGGAUGAUGAGACUUUAGAUGCAACAGACCUUCCGUACAUACCGCCAUUGCAAAUAGUAAUGCUUAUUGUUGGCACUCGCGGGGAUGUUCAGCCAUUUGUUGCAAUUGGCAAACGUUUGCAGGACUAUGGCCAUCGUGUUAGACUGGCAACUCAUUCAAAUUUCAAAGAUUUUGUCUUGACUGCUGGGUUGGAGUUUUACCCUCUAGGCGGAGAUCCAAAAGUUCUUGCUGGUUAUAUGGUUAAAAAUAAAGGGUUCUUGCCAUCGGGGCCUUCUGAGAUUCCUGUUCAACGAAAUCAAAUGAAGGAAAUUAUUUAUUCUUUACUUCCAGCUUGUAAAGACCCUGAUAUGGAUUGUGGUAUCCCCUUUAAAGCGGAUGCAAUUAUUGCCAACCCCCCAGCAUAUGGGCAUAUCCAUGUGGCAGAGGCACUAAAAGUACCGAUUCAUAUAUUUUUCACGAUGCCAUGGACGCCAACCAGUGAAUUUCCACAUCCUUUAUCCCGUGUGAAGCAGCAAUCUGGAUAUAGGCUGUCGUAUCAAAUUGUUGACUCCUUGAUUUGGCUCGGGAUUCGCGACUUGAUCAAUGAUGUUAGGAAGAAAAAGCUGAAGCUUCGUCCUGUAACAUAUUUAAGUGGUUCACAAGGCUCUGAUUCUGAUAUCCCACAUGGAUAUAUUUGGAGUCCUCACCUAGUUCCUAAACCAAAAGAUUGGGGGCCUAAGGUUGAUGUGGUUGGAUUUUGUUUCCUUGAUCUCGCAUCAAACUAUGAACCUCCUGAACCACUCGUAAAAUGGCUUGAAGCUGGUGAAAAGCCUGUUUACAUUGGAUUUGGCAGCCUUCCGGUUCAAGAGCCAGAAAAAAUGACACAAACUAUUGUGAAAGCAUUGGAAAUGACUGGACAGAGGGGCAUCAUCAACAAAGGCUGGGGUGGCCUUGGGAACUUGGCAGAACCAAAGGACUCCAUAUACUUAUUGGACAACAUUCCUCACGACUGGCUAUUCUUGCAAUGCAAGGCUGUGGUGCAUCAUGGUGGUGCUGGAACGACAGCUGCGGGUCUCAGAGCUGCGUGCCCAACAACUGUUGUACCUUUCUUUGGUGACCAACCCUUCUGGGGAGAGCGAGUACAUGCAAGAGGAGUGGGUCCUGCACCCAUUCCAGUUGAUGAGUUUACACUUCCCAAGUUGGUUGAUGCAAUAAAGUUUAUGCUAGAUCCAAAGGUGAAACAGCAUGCAGUGGAGCUUGCAAAGGCCAUGGAAAGCGAGGAUGGUGUGGCUGGAGCAGUGAAAGCCUUCUUUAAGCAUCUUCCUCGCAAAAAGCCAGGACUAGAGCCAGAACCAGUGCCAUCGAGUCUUUUCUCUAUAAGUAGAUGUUUUGGUUGUUCGUGAAAUUGGUGAUAAAAUGUCCUCAAAAGUCAAAACGCGAGUUCUCUCCCAAAAAACGGAUUUCGAGGAAAAAGAAAGGAAAAAAAUGAAAAGCAAAUUACUUGGGUAUUCUUUUCAUAGAAUCCGAUUCCUACUUCUUCCAGUGUUGUGAUUAUAUGUUUUUAUUUCAGCCAUUAUAUAUCCAUUUCAAGAAAUGCUUUCUUCUUCCCUGUCUUGUUUUUGUUACUCCAAAAAUAAAAUGUUAAAUGAUUAUGUAAGCAUUUAUUUCGUGGAUC